Arabidopsis thaliana (thale cress) is the source of this 1546-nucleotide messenger RNA. It is a transcript of the gene SHL1, whose product is annotated as PHD finger family protein / bromo-adjacent homology (BAH) domain-containing protein. Gene Ontology annotation, cellular component: nucleus. The transcript is spliced from 5 exons. The coding region runs from base 191 to 877 and encodes 228 amino acids. Gene Ontology annotation, molecular function: histone H3K4me3 reader activity; transcription cis-regulatory region binding; chromatin binding. NCBI's taxonomy places the organism in Eukaryota, Viridiplantae, Streptophyta, Magnoliopsida, Brassicales, Brassicaceae. Gene Ontology annotation, biological process: regulation of photoperiodism, flowering; regulation of DNA-templated transcription; post-embryonic development. The record is from RefSeq and is marked reviewed.
CCUUUCUUUCCUCUAUAUUCACGAUCCUGCCAUUGUACACCCAAUCAUACGCUCCUGAGAUCCUCAUGACUUGUUCUUACCGUACUCCGCGAGACAUGCGAUUGAUGAUUCUUGACUGUAUUCAUUGAGAAAAACUGUUCGCAAAAACCUUGAGCUUCAUCAUCGUCCAUUACUCACCUUUCAGUUUCAGAUGCCCAAGCAAAAAGCUCCAAGGAAGCAGCUCAAGUCCUAUAAACUCAAACACAUCAACAAGAGUAUUCAAGAGGGAGAUGCUGUGUUGAUGCGGUCGUCGGAGCCUGGAAAACCGUCGUACGUAGCGAGGGUAGAGGCGAUCGAGACGGACGCGCGUGGAUCGCACGCGAAAGUUCGUGUGAGGUGGUAUUAUCGCCCUGAGGAAUCUAUCGGAGGGAGGAGACAAUUCCAUGGAGCCAAGGAGGUUUUUCUCUCUGACCACUUCGAUUUUCAAAGCGCCGAUACGAUUGAAGGAAAGUGUAAGGUUCACAGUUUCAGUAGCUACACCAAACUUGACUCUGUUGGAAACGACGACUUCUUCUGUCGUUUCGAGUACAAUUCCACUACCGGCGCGUUUGAUCCUGACAGAGUCACCGUGUUCUGCAAGUGUGAGAUGCCGUAUAACCCAGAUGACUUGAUGGUGCAAUGCGAGGAGUGUUCUGAGUGGUUUCAUCCUUCUUGUAUAGGAACAACAAUAGAGGAAGCUAAAAAGCCAGAUAACUUCUACUGCGAAGAGUGUUCCCCACAACAGCAGAAUUUGCACAACUCUAAUUCAACUUCCAAUAACAGAGAUGCUAAGGUGAAUGGAAAGCGCAGCCUGGAGGUAACUAAAUCGAAGAACAAACACACUAAGCGACCAGGUUAACAUAAACUUGUAAAGGCUAUAGAUAUCUGGUUGGUGAGUCUGAGUAUCAAUCGUGUAAUCUACAAAGGUGGUUUUGUUUUCUUUCCCUCUCUAGUUUUUUCUUUCUUAAAAAAUGAGGGUUUAGGUUUGUUGGCUUGAUUGUUGUAUAAUUUAUAUGUAUAGCGUAUGGUGGUUUCUCAUCUCCUUUAGUUGUCACAUAUAAAAUUUGGGUAAAAUGGUUUGUUUAUAAUAAGAAAACAAAACAAACAAACAAACAAAGAGAGUGUUGGUUCCUUAUUUGUUUGUUUUCAUUGUGAACUCUAGAAACCCUUCAUUCUUUAUUAGUUUUUCAUUCUUUAUUAAUUCUAAAACGCAUAUUCAAAGAGACAUAUUUGAUCAUCGUGUCUUCAUAAUUUGGUUCAAAGUACAGCCAAAAACCAGGAGGUACACUAAAAAUCAAUAAAAUUACAUUACAAAUUAUUUUUAGUACACUGGGAACAUAAAUAAAUGAAUCAGAGAAGAGAAACAUGGCAACUACCGAUCAUGAGCUUCUACAUUUGUCUCAGAAAAAGAGGAAGAUAGAACUAUUUUUUAAAGUUUUUAGAAAAGAGAGAAUUAAUAUUAUCCAAGACAACACGGCACUGCUAACAACAAGUUGAACCUAUCCCAUUCCAUUACUCCAUACCCAUU